Messenger RNA from Aspergillus thermomutatus, 618 nucleotides. RefSeq names its product putative GPI anchored protein. NCBI's taxonomy places the organism in Eukaryota, Fungi, Ascomycota, Eurotiomycetes, Eurotiales, Aspergillaceae. The record is from RefSeq and is a predicted model, not a curated record. The transcript is spliced from 2 exons. The coding region runs from base 1 to 618 and encodes 205 amino acids.
AUGCGCCCCUUGCAGUUCCUUGCUCUUUCCGGCCUCAUGCUCGCGAGUAACAUCUCUCUCGCAGCCGAGCUCGAACGUGACGACGUCCCUAAUCGCUGCUGGGACGUCUGCGGUCCCGUGGUGGGCAUCGCACAGAAAUGCGAUAACAUGCAUCGCGACAACGAUAGAGCCGAGAUGAUGUGCAUCUGCGACUGGAAUCAGGCAUCUACUCUGGUUCCCCUCUGCGAGGCAUGCAUCGCUCAGUACAGAAGUGACAUUCGCAAUAACAAUGACCAUGAUGAUGACCGCGACGAGAUCCAUGACAACGAUGCAUAUGAUAUCCUCACCUCCUGCUCCUUGUCCACCACGACUUAUAACGCGGCUGCUGCAACCUCCAUCCUGAGCACUGCUACGGGUACUACCCGCACAACUGCGACGAACAGCGCCAGCACUACUCAGAGCAGCAGUGGCAGCAGCUCAACUGGAUCCACCAGUACCACAGGUAACUCGCAGUCGUCCAGCAACACCAACACCGGCAGCAACGCUCAAGCGACCAACAAUGCGGUGGCUGCCUCUGCAGUCCCAAAAGCUGCGUCCGUGGCGGCUGUUGUGGGAUUAAUCGGUCUUGCUUGGCUGUGA